This is a messenger RNA of Uranotaenia lowii, 2919 nucleotides long. RefSeq names its product ubiquitin-conjugating enzyme E2 R2. NCBI's taxonomy places the organism in Eukaryota, Metazoa, Arthropoda, Insecta, Diptera, Culicidae. The coding region runs from base 973 to 1698 and encodes 241 amino acids. Gene Ontology annotation, biological process: ubiquitin-dependent protein catabolic process; protein polyubiquitination. The record is from RefSeq and is a predicted model, not a curated record. Gene Ontology annotation, molecular function: ubiquitin conjugating enzyme activity. The transcript is spliced from 6 exons.
UCGAGUUGCCCCGUCGCAGCAGUCUUCGUCCGUCGAUCGUCGUGCUUGUGUUACAAAAAGUUAUUACCAACAGCGCAGCAGCAGCCAUUCGAAGAGAUUAUUAUUCCUUUGAAAAAUUCCCUUUUUACUGUCCAAAUUCUAGUUCUUGCUCCGGUGCGUCCGCUGUAAAGCAAACACGGUAAAUUUCGGGUUGUGGUGAAGUACGCGAAAGUACGAUUAUCAUUCGGGAAAAGGUGUAUUUCAGUGUGUUACCUUCGGGGUAGAAAAAAAAUCGCAUAACGGGGACAACGUCGCACAUAAAGAAUUUCCUUGUGCGGCUGGCUGCUGAGUAGUUUCCCUUUCGAUUCCGUUGGUUUCGGAAUAAAAACAGCAACAGCACUGCUUUUGCUAAUGAUUAUUUUCCUGCCUUUCCAUUUGUGAGUAAGAACGAGAGGGUCAAUGGUAAAGUAGAAAAAAAAACACACGCCUGAGUGCCAAGUGUUCUCUUUCCUCCGCACACUUGAUCGUAAUCUGUGUGGAGUUUUUUUUCCUUCUGUGAAGUGUUGUGAAACAGUGAAUAAAAUAAGCAAAUCAACAGUCGUUCCAUUUCUGGGCUUAUUUUACUUUGGUUAAGAUUUUCAUCUCGGAGGAUUUACCAUUGCCAUCGAAAACGUGGCGAAUGUAAACAUUUUCCCAGCCCCAGCCACUGCAAGUGACGUCGACCUAUCGAGUGUUCCGACGUGGAUUUUAAGGUUCCUGCUAUCAAAAUCAGAUUGCGGCUGUGGGUGAAUCAUUUAAUCGGUGCGGUGUGAACAGAAACAAACAGCAGCAACAACAGUAAGCAAAAGUGCGCGAUUGGGGGGAAAACAGAGAACCCACCAGUUCCUCAUAGUGUGUAGUUGAGUGAGGAACGAGCAAGUAAGCUAGCAAGCAAGUAGCAGAGGCAAAGUAGUGUUUACACAACACAACAAAAACAACAACAGAGCCUACAGUAUGUCUUCGCAGCCGUCCAGUUCCGCCGUUCGUGCUCUAUCGCUGGAGUACAAAAGCCUACAGGAGGAACCAGUUGAGGGCUUCCGGGUCAAGUUGCUGAACGAGGACAAUCUCUUCGAGUGGGAGGUGGCCAUCUUCGGCCCACCCGAUACCCUCUACCAGGGUGGAUAUUUUAAGGCUCACAUGAAAUUCCCUCCAGAUUAUCCAUAUUCUCCACCAUCUAUACGUUUUCUCACAAAAGUUUGGCAUCCAAAUGUUUAUGAGAACGGCGAUCUGUGCAUCUCGAUCCUUCAUCCACCGGUCGAUGAUCCCCAGAGUGGCGAGCUGCCCUGUGAACGAUGGAACCCGACCCAGAACGUCCGAACCAUCCUGCUUUCAGUGAUCUCCCUGCUCAAUGAGCCAAACACUUUUUCGCCAGCUAACGUAGACGCAUCGGUCAUGUACAGGAGAUGGCGGGAUUCACAGGGCAAGGACAAUGAAUAUCCAAAUAUUAUUAGGAAACAAGCACAAGCCGCAAGAGUCGAAGCAGAGAAGGAAGGUAUCAUCGUGCCAACAACGCUAGAAGAAUAUUGUAUCAAAUCCAAGACGAAACCGAGCAGUCAAGAACCACAGCUCGACAUGACAGACUUCUACGACGAUGAUUACGACAUGGACACGGAAGACGAUGACCAGGGCUCGGUAGGUUCGUUUGCUGAUGGCGACGACAGUGGUAACGGUGAGUCAUAACAGACCAACUGCGGUAGCGUAACGUCGGUUUAAAUUACUAUAAAAACAAAUUUGUAAUGGAUUAUCAUAUUGAAGGCGCAUGCUGAAACAAUAAAGAAAAAAACUAAAUUUGCAAAACAAAUGAGAACAAAAAAAGGUGUUGCCAGCAAGUGAAACAAUAGUGAGGUGGAAUACAUACAGCGUUAUGUUUUUAAAUUUAUUCGUGCAUGCCUUUUGAAAAUGUCCUAAUCGUUUGUGCGAAUGUUUGCGAGCGGGGUUGAAAUCGAAAAAAUCGACUCUGUUCCUGCAGCCUAGCAAGCAUAGAAGAAUGCAGUUUUAUUUUGUACCUUUAGCUUAUUUCCCCUCUGGACUGGUUUAGUCUAAAAAAAAAGAUUCAAAUCUUUUUGUACAUAAUUGACGUCUACACGUUUAAAGAACAACCUAGAUGGGUAACUGGAGUAAGAAAAAUUGGAAACACGCGCAUACCUUCAUAACUGUAAAUUUUGUCAUUAUUUCUCAGACAUUAUUAGAAGCUCAACUCUUCUGUCGCCGAUUUUAUGUUUGCAGUACAGUUUCUUCGCUCUAGUGCAAUCAGGCUAGAAUAGUUAAACAAAAUAAACCAAGAAACAGGAACUGUAUUAGAUUGUAGCGAUUAAUGGAAGAGGGAGCGCGCACUGUUCACUGUUAAAAAUAACUCAUACACCUUAAAUUAACACUUUCCAGAAUGCAUAACAUUUUUGCAAACCAUACUUUUCCAUGCUCUUGUUCAUCAUUGUGUAUCAUAGGUUUCUUUUUCCCAUCAAUAGACACCACGCGUAUUAAAUAAAUAUUGCUAGUUUAAAAACAUGGAAAGAGCAGCGAACGUUCGAAGCAAUAUAGUGGUAAUCUACCCAUAAAUGACAAAUAAGAAUUAAAUACCCUAUAAAAAGAUGCUAUCUGUCGUCCGAUACAAAAGCAUAAGAUACUAAAUGAAGAAAAAAAAAAUAAACCCAACUGAUUAUCUCAAUCCCUUGUCUCAUAAUAAGCUAGUUAAGGACGCUGAUGACGAACACAGACACACACACAUAUUAAUGCAAGAAGCACGAGACAACAAGUAAAAAAACAAAAACAUGUUCAAGCGGUACUUCAAUUUUUUUUCUAUAUUAUUUUACUGUUUUUCUUUUUUUUGUAAACAAGGCAGAGUAAAUAGCAAUUGAUUUAGCGAAGCCAGAAAUAAAUGAAAAUAUUUUAUUUUUACAAUUA